CGGGAGCCCGCGGCCGGCCGUGCUGGACCCCCAGGUCUUGAGUGGGGGCCUUGGCAGCCGGGGCCGCAGAGCUGCUCAGGGUCGCCCGCUCGCGGGGCGGGGUCUGCGGGUGGCGAUGGCGGUGGGCCCGCCGGUACCUGUGGGGGACCGCAGGACUUCACAGCCUCCAGCCAUGCAGCAACUGGCCCUCCCCCUACUGGACCACCCCAGGCCUGAAGGGGAGCUGCUGCUGGUUCUCUCCCCCGUGCCCUGCCCUGCGACCUCUGACCACACAUCCCUGAUACUGGGCGUUGCCGCCAGCCCAGAGAGGAGCCGUCCGCUGGGUUGGCGAGGCUGCCAUCGUCCAUGAGAGCUGGGCCCUGGAUUAUGCCAUCCAAGCCAGCGUGCCUGGGGCACUCAGAGGCAGCACCCGAGCAGCCCACCGCCCAUGGGCAUCUGCACCCUGAAGGCAAAAUGCUCAAGGGGCAGCUUCCAGGCACAGACAAAGACCUCACCCCCUGCCCAGAGUCCCUGCCCACCGACAGCUGUCAGGGCCCAGAGAAGAGUCCAGUGCUCCCUCUGAACAUUCCAGCAAAAGUCAGCAAUGAGGACCCGCAAGCUAAGGCAAAUCCCUUUACCCCAAAGCCGCCGACGAGGCCCAGGCUGGAGCGAGCGCUGUCCCUGGAUGAGAAGGGCUGGAGGAGGCGGCGUUUCCGAACCAGCCAAGAGGACCUAGCCUCCCGGAAUGGGGCCAGCCCCUCCAGGGGCUCCUCGCAGGACGAGGCCCCUGGUCCCCCCGCCCCCAGUGGCCCCCCGCCCUGCCUGAGCACCUCCUUGCAGGAAAUCCCCACGUCCCGCAGGCCCCCAGGCAGCCCCUCCCUGUGGGGUAACUGUCUUUCUGGAAUGAUCAGCACUUCCCUGGACCUCCUGCACCGGGACGGCGCCGCAGCCGGGAGCACCCCCAGGCUGGCCGGCGUGCUUCCCCCACGGCCAGUGCCCGCCAUGGAGCAGGCCGUGGUCUCCCACUCCCUGCGGACAGCGAACAAGGUGGACGAGGACCACGCCGACUACAAGCUCCGCCUGCAGACCAGGCUGUUCCGGGCCCACAGCAGCCUGGGCCCCGGCCGGCCCCCGAGCCCCCUGGCCUGCGACAACUGUUCCCUUCGCUCGGCCAAAUCCUCCUUCAGCCUCCUGGCGCCCAUCCGCACCAAGGACGUCCGGAGCAGGAGCUACCUGGAGGGGAGCCUCCUGGCAAGCGGGGCCCUGAUGGGGGCCGACGAGCUGGCCCGCUACUUCCCGGACCGGAACAUGGCCCUCUACGUGGCCACCUGGAACAUGCAGGGCCAGAAGGAGCUGCCCCCAAACCUGGACGAGCUCCUGCUGCCCGUUGAGGCCGACUACGCCCAGGACCUGUACGUCGUCGGGGUCCAGGAGGGCUGCUCCGACAGGCGGGAGUGGGAGACUCGCCUGCAGGAGACGCUGGGCCCGCACUACGUCAUGCUGUACUCAGCGGCCCAUGGCGCACUCUACAUGUCCGUGCUCAUCCGCCGGGACCUCAUCUGGUUCUGCUCAGAGGUGGAGAGCUCCACGGUGACCACGCGCAUCGUGUCCCAGAUCAAAACUAAGGGGGCCCUGGGCGUCAGCUUCACCUUUUUCGGCACCUCCUUCCUCUUCAUCACGUCCCACUUCACCUCUGGAGACGGGAAGGUCAGCGAGAGGCUGGUGGACUACACCAAAACCAUCCAGGGCCUCGCGCUGCCCAAGAACGUGCCGGACACCAGCCCCUACCGCUCCGACUCAGCGGACGUCACCACCCGGUUUGAUGGGGUCUUCUGGUUUGGAGACUUCAACUUCCGCCUGAGCGGGGGGCGCAUGGCCGUGGAGACCAUCCUGAAGCAGGACCUGGGGGUGAACGUGCCAGCCCUGCUGCAGCACGACCAACUUACUCGGGAGAUGAAGAAAGGGUCCAUCUUCAAGGGCUUCCAGGAGCCAGACAUCCACUUUCUCCCAUCGUACAAGUUUGACAUCGGGAAGGACUCCUACGACACCAGCUCCAAGCAGAGGACGCCCUCCUACACGGACCGGGUCAUGUACAGGAGCCGCCACAAGGACGACAUCUGUCCGGUCAAGUAUUCCUGCUGUCCUGGGAUCAGGACGUCUGACCACCGCCCCGUGUACGGCCUGUUCCGGGUGAAAGUGAGGCCAGGGAGGGACAACAUCCCGCUGGCUGCUGGCAAGUUUGACCGAGAACUGUACUUAAUAGGAAUUAAAAGACGGAUUUCCAAAGAGAUUCAGAGGCAGCAAGUGCUGAAGAACCAGCACUCCAGCACCGUCUGUACCGUUUCUUGAGGAAGCUUGCCGAGGGAGGGCUUGUCACCCACGGUGUGGGAGGUCUGACCCCAAACCCUGGAAGACAGAAGAGGUUGCAGUUCGGGCAUCUGGCCCUCCUUGGGGUGCAGGUGAGCCGCUGCGGGCUGGCCUUCCUCCUUACCAGGACCCCAGCAGGAGGCUGCAGGCUGGAGAGAGCACCGGCCCUGAGGGCCUGGUGUCCGUCCCUGCUUGCUCACCGCAGCCCGACUCACGCCCCUCAGGGCAGGCCAGCACCCGCCACACCUCCGGGCACUCUCGGUGGCACACGUCAAGUCAGGGCUGCCCGGAGCCAGUGUUUGCUGCCAGUCCCGUGUGUCAAUCUGCAUCCUCCCAGCAGCCCUCCUCAUCUGAGCUCUGGUGGCCCAGCACUGGGGGAGGCUGCUCGGGGGCGGGUGACCCUGGGCCUCAGGUCCCAGGGACGCACACUAGGACCAGGCUGAGGCUGAGUCAGUCAAAGCCGACAGGAGGCCAAAGCCAGCCGACCUCCCACGAGGGAGCGUGGUGCCCGAUGCUGGGCUGGGACCAGGAGGGCCCCGGCCAGCGUUCCAGGGCCGCAUCCUGGUCUCAGGUCUGGGCUCCCAACUCCGGCCACCACCUCUCUCCUGUCCUGUUUUGGUAACUUCAGACCAUUUGCUCCGUAACAUCAGCCACGAGUGGCGUUGAUGUAAGUGGUGCGUUUCCUGGCCUGAGAAGCUGUUAGAAUGUCAGCACCUUGCCAACCUAGGCCGGUGCCCACUAACCACAUCCUGGAUCUUUUCUUAAACGGUUUAGGGCCCAUUAUUGCUCUGAGUCUUAUCCCAUCUCUUGAAAAAGACAAAGGCUUUGAAUGUGGGGAAAUCCAGGGGCAUUCAACCUAGCAUUUUAAAUUAUUUAUUUUUCCAUAUUUAUAUUUUUAAAUAAAUGUAUAUAUUGAAUCUUAAACUCUUCCUGGCCAAAGAUUGAGUCCUAGAAAGAAACAGCCUGCAUGCACACCCUGUUCAUACAACGCUCUUACAAGAAAAGGCAGGAAGUUUGCUCCUGCGUCCAUCCACCGCCCCUGGGGACCUGUGAGCCACAAAGGGGCCUCCGGGAGAAGUGAAACUUCAGACCUGAGUGAAUCGUGAUGAAAUGAUAAGUCAAGUCAAAGAAUGGUGUGUCAGACUUUUAUUAGCAGCUGCUUCCAAAAUAUGGAAUUUAAGUUUUAAAGCAAUACACACCCAACCUUUUGAUUCAAGUGGCAGAAAUUCCAGAAUGAGAAGGCACAGCCAAUCCCAUCUAAUUUCAGGAAACUAUUCAGAUUGUCUGUAUGUAUGAAAUUUUGCUCAAAUGAACAUGCCGUCGAGUUGCAAGUCAAUUAACUGAAAAUCUCUGUUAGAAAGAUUUUUGUGAUGAGGCUUGAAAUGAGUAAGAUUUUUCCUUCCAGGCAUUUUCUCUGACCCAAACCAUGGAAAAGAGAUUUCAGUGAGACCCCGGGGUCUGUUAGUUUGGCCCGAGACCAAGCUCCCCGUCUCUGGGGAAUCACAUCCGUCCAAGAGGAUCGUGGGUCUGAAGUUCAGCGAAUGCCUUCAAACCAGCCUUCAGGGUUAGGUGAAUGGACCGUCACUUGGGAAGUCAGUUUAAAAUGCAAGUUAACGCAGAUGAAAUUGGCCAGUCUGGACAAGCAGCUUCAUAAAGAUUUGUGAACGUGA
Molecule: messenger RNA, 4016 nt
Organism: Equus caballus (horse)
Lineage: Eukaryota; Metazoa; Chordata; Mammalia; Perissodactyla; Equidae
Source: RefSeq, a predicted model, not a curated record